Molecule: messenger RNA, 732 nt
Organism: Arachis stenosperma
Lineage: Eukaryota; Viridiplantae; Streptophyta; Magnoliopsida; Fabales; Fabaceae
Product: protein MAIN-LIKE 2-like
Exons: 5
Coding region: 1-732 (243 amino acids)
Biological process (GO): meristem development; meristem maintenance
Source: RefSeq, a predicted model, not a curated record
AUGACGAGGCCACCGGAGGCGAUUAGGCCAUAUCUCAUACGAGUUGGGUUUGAGUAUGUGGCUUAUAUGGUUGAGUUCAAGCAUGACUGGCUACUUGCCUCAGCGUUGAUAGAGAGGUGGAGGCCUGAGUCCCACACCUUUCAUUUAGCAUGCGGGGAGAUGACCAUCACGCUGCAAGACGUGGCGUAUCAGCUGGGACUCAGGAUGGUGACCUCGCAGUCACAGACAAAGUGGAUUGUCAAACUCACGUGGUUCCUUAACACUGUCUGUGGAGAGCUGGAGCAGGACGCCACUGAGGAGUGCCUCCUGAGGUACACGAGAGAGUACAUCAUGCAGCUGAUAGGGGGUAUUCUAUUUUCAGAUGCAUCUAACUCUCGAGUGCACAUCAGUGCCAUAGAGCAUGGUGCGCGCGACCUUGGUGGUUGCAUCAGCCUGCUAUUGUCUUGGGCCUACCAUCGUAUUUCCCUGCUACAGCCCGAUGGAUUUGAUACACGUCCACUGGUUGAGAGGUGGGUUCUGUACCGGCCUGACAAUGCUAGGGGCGAGGGCCGCCUUAGGUAUUACAAGUGUGUCCUGAAUGGAAUUGGGAUGCUCUACUGGGCACACAUGGAGUUGUUUGGUCAGGGUGACCAGCACCUAGUGCCGACGGGGGUGGUGCCAGAUGACCUGCCUAUAUACCAUCCACCUGUGACCAAAUCUACGACCCUCAUCCGUAUAUUGCGCCCACUGUGA